GAAAAAAAAUUUGAUACACUUUUAAACUUAAACAUUUUUUUUAACUAUAUCCACACUUGUAAGAAAUUAAAAAAAAUUAAAUAAAAAACGUUUCUUAAGAUUUUUGAAUUUUGAAAUUAAAAAGCAGUUGACCUAAAAAACAAGUGUAUAAGUGUGUGUUGGAGUAUUAUAAAAAAAAUUAAAAAAAAACAUUUUUUUUUAAAGAAAUGUAAGGGGAAAAUGUGUCAUUCUUUUCACUUACUGCUCACAGUUAACAACAGCCUUAACUGAAUCUGUACUAGAAAAAACUACUCAUCGUUUGGCUUUAAAUUACAACGUGCAAGGAUUAUGCUGUCAAUAAACAAAUUAAAUAUCAAUGUAAUCAAUUAUGACAUCAAAUGUUAACAGACGCUAUCUUGGCCUCUAUUUGUCCCUAAAUAUUGUUGGUAAAACUACGAAAACCAUAGAAAACAAUGAAAAUUUUUAGCAUAUAAGAAGCAAGGAAAAACUGGACAACACAAAGAUAAAAAACAAAUUUCAAUAUAAAACAAGAAAACAACAAACUAUUUACUUACUGCUAUAACAAAGAAAAUUAAAUAAAAGAAGCUACAAAACAAAAACAAAAAAAUCAAUAUAUAGUACAUAUAAUAAUACAAUUACAACUGAAUUGUAUUAAGGAAUAACAACAACAGCAAUAAUAAAAAAACAAAGUAACUAAACCAAUCAGUCAAUCAGUCAGAGCGGCGCAAAAAGACAGCCUAAACGUCAAAACAGCCCCUUCAUCAGUUUAAAUGUCCUGCCAUCAUUAUCAGCAACACCGCCAAUACCUAUAACACUCCUACUACUAACAACAACAACAAUAUUGGACAAAAGACCCUUAAGUCUGCAACUGGCCACGAGUAUUUUUUUAAACAUAAAAUAAGCCAAAGCAAAAAGUAAUAAGAAUUACUAACAGGACAACAACCAUUGCCAUAAAAAUAACAGACAGUUAGAAGAAGAAAAAAAAAGGACACCACUUAAAGUAAAGUGAGUGUGUCUGCGCGUGCAAGUGGUUGAGUGAGAGUGUUUAGUGCCGCAAAUAUGGGGAAGAAAAGCUCCAAAUUGAAACAGGACACCAUUGAUCGUUUAACAACGGAUACCUAUUUUACAGAAAAAGAAAUCAGACAAUGGCAUAAAGGAUUCUUAAAAGACUGUCCCAAUGGUUUACUCACAGAGCAAGGCUUUAUAAAAAUCUACAAACAAUUUUUCCCUCAAGGAGAUCCUAGUAAAUUUGCCUCGUUAGUUUUCCGGGUAUUUGAUGAAAAUAAUGAUGGUUCAAUAGAAUUUGAAGAAUUUAUACGAGCUUUGUCGGUAACAUCGAAAGGCAAUUUAGAUGAAAAAUUACAAUGGGCUUUUCGUUUAUACGAUGUGGACAAUGAUGGUUAUAUAACGCGAGAGGAAAUGUACAACAUAGUUGAUGCCAUUUAUCAAAUGGUGGGCCAACAACCCCAGGCGGAGGAUGAAAAUACACCUCAGAAACGAGUGGAUAAAAUAUUUGAUCAAAUGGAUAAAAAUCAUGAUGGCAAAUUAACAUUAGAAGAAUUUCGUGAGGGUAGUAAAGCUGAUCCACGUAUAGUUCAGGCGUUAAGUUUAGGUGGUGGUUAAAUCCUUUUCCUAUUAGUUAAAAAGGGUUUACCAUUUAAAUUCGUUUCCUUCUAUUUAUACUCAAAACUAAUAACAAACUUUAAAGCUUUAAAGCUGUCUCUCUAACAUACCAAAGAUAUCUAAGUUUUUCUUUUUUAAAAUAUUUUUUUCAAACUUAAAAACAAAACAGUUAUUUUACUGAAAUAUAAUUAAAAUAUUUUCUUUAAAUCUAAAAAAAUUAAUUUACUUCUUUAAAAUUUAAAUCCCUCUUAAACUUUUAAGAGCUUUUAUAAAAAAAGCUCUUUUGUACUUAAACUAUAUUUAUUGGUUUUUUGUAAAUUUAAUACAAAUGAAAACAUUUUUAGCCAUUAAUAUUUAAAAAAAACUAAUGUUUAACAAUGUCAAUACACCAAUUAAGAACAAAAAAACAAAUAAAUUAUUAAUUAAUUUAAUUCAAUAAUAAUAAAUUAUUAAUAAUAUAACAACAACAAAAAAUAUUAAUUAAAUAAAACAGCCUUUGAUAUUUGAAUGAGUUGGAAAAAUCUGAAAAAACUCAAAAAAUAAUUCAUAAAAACAAAUCAUAUUUAAUAUUUAUUAAAGUAAAUUUAAUUAUAAAGAAGUAAAGAAAAACCAAAAUAUAAAUAAAACGUUUUUUAUAUUAGCUUUUAGCCUUAUUGUUAUUAGCAUUAGCCAGACAUUUUAACAAAAGAAAAAAAACUCCUCCCCCCCAAAAUAUUAAGAAAAAAAUUUAGUAAAAAAAAUUGUUAGGAUUUCCAAAAGAAAUUUCUCUUUUAUUGGCAUUAUAGAGUAAAAAUUUAAGCUCCAAUUUUUUAACUAUUUUCUUCCUUAAGAUUAGAACUACUCCUCCGAUUAAUCAUAACAUUGGGUUUCUACUGCAUCGUCUUUUUAAGCCAAAAAACAUAAAUCCAUCAUACUGAUUUAAUUUCUAUUCUAUAUGCGGUUCAGCUUUAUUAAUUUUUUUAAAUAGUUAUAUAAGUAUGUUUAACAGUUUUUUUCAAAAUUGAAUUAUUAUUAUUAUUAUUAAUUUUUUAAAUAAAGGUUUGUAAUAAAUGAAUAAAAAAUCAUAGUUUUUAAGAUUUUUAUUUAAUACUUUUACAGGGUGUUAACCAACUUUUUCGACUUUUUAUUGUUUUUUAAUAAUCGUGUGACCCAUAUACAUAUGUAUUUUAUUUAUACGGACGGACGGGUGCAAAGUAUUAACGUUUAUUAGAAAUGAUCUCCUUUAAUUGUUAGUGUUUUAUCAAGAACGUUCUAUAGAAAUACUCACAAGGAAAACGUCACUCUUGAUCCAUGAUCUAUUACAGAAUAGUCUAUAACCUCUGUGUUCUAGGUUAAAAAAAGUUUAAAAAAAGGUUAAGAAAGUGUCACAGAGUGUAUGAUCAUUAUGACACAACGUACAUUGUCGUAAUGUUCAUGAGAUGGAGCCCACCUACAACAGAGUGAAUAGUAAUUUUAUUUUACUCUUAUAGAUCAUUCGUAUUCUAGGAAACUUUUCAGUUCAUGUAAACAGAUAUUGUCAUAAAUUUUAUGGACUUGUCAUUAGUUUUGGGCAAAUUAAUAUCAUUAAACCUACAAAAUAUUAUAACAUUUCCAACUGAGAUGAAUGCGACUAAAGUCAUCAUGUACCUGUCAUAACACCUAAUGUUAUAAUGUCCACAGAUUAUGUGACGUAUAAAAAGUGUCGUAAUAUCCAAGGGCUGUGUGACAAACUUGAAAAACUGAUUAAAGUUAAAGCGAUCCCAUGCAUUCUUUAUGCCAUUAGAGAAAGCUGAUUGAAUUGAUUUGCUAAACGAUCGUGUACUAUUAGUAAUCAAAUAAAAACUUGUCAUAUGUCAAAAGACAAAAUGACACAUUUUUGGAGUUCAUGACAUGACAAACUGUCACUUCAUGGUUUUCGCUUUGUCUUAAAAAGCUUUAAGGAUAAACUUAAAAGGUUUUGAGCUUUAAUAAACAAAAUUUAACUUUCACAACCUCUAAUGUCAUAAUGUCCACAGAUUAUGUGACAUAUAGAAACUGUCACAAGGGCUUAGUGACACACUUGAAAAGCUGAUUAAAUUUGAUGGCAUUCCAAUGCAUUCUUUUUACAAUUGGAGAAAGCAGAUUGAAUUGAUAUGCUAAACGGUCGUGUACUAUUAGUAAUCAAAUGAAAAUUUGUCACAUGUCAAAGGGCAAAAUGACACAUUUUAGAAGUUCAUUACAUGACAAACUAUCACUUCAUAGGAUAAACUUAAAAGGCUUUAAGCUCUAAUAAACAAAAUUUUUUUUAAUGAUUGUCAGUUAUCAGAUUUCUGGUCAUUAGUUCUUAGCAAAAAUGUGACAAACUAAUAAGAUAUAUUGUUUAAGAAAACCUUUUGCUUUUUUGAAAGUACUUAUUUAGAAAAUAGAUAUGAAGGAAAAUUCAUUUGACUAAGUCCACAUGAUUCCCUAAUGACUCGGAUUAAUUCCCAGGGGAAUUUGUUAAUAACUUCAAUUGCAAUUAAACAGCAAAGGAAAAGUGACAAGGACAAAUUAAACAUGUUUGUAAAUACGUGUGUGUUUACAAAGGUUUUAGCAAAAAAAACAAAGAAAAUUAUUGUACAGACAUUGUUUAACUUUUCAGUAAAUAUUCUACACUCUUUAAACAAAUGUGUUGAAAAUGUGUAUAUUGUAUAUGACUUUUCACGCAUUCCUUUUAUAAUUGCAACACCCUGUAAGUUUGUUUAUUUUUAUUUAAUUUAUUUAAUAUUUUUAACAAUUUUCUAACACUUUUACUUAUACAACAUAAUUGGCACGCUUUUAGGGGUAAUUGUAACUUCACCAUGUAGUUUACUCUCUGUCUCUUUUACAUUGUAAGUAUAUGCAUUGUAAAUUUCUUUUAAAACAUCAUAUUAGUAACAACUUCUAAGCCGAAGGACCAUUAAACCUAAAAGUAUGCUAAUAAAUUUGUAAUUUUUUUAAACCACCAAAGUAUAAAAGUAACACCUCACUGAAAUUCUUCAACAAAUUAACAAAUAUUUUUUUAACUAACAAAUAACAAACAUUUUUGCAAACUAAACUCUUGUUUAACGAACAAAAUUUGUAUAAAAAAAUUAAGCUUAAUAAAGUCUAAAUUGAACAAAAAAAUAGCUGUUUAAAACAAUAUUUAUUUAGUUUAACAUAAUAAAUAAAACAACAUUAGCUGAAAAUAUACAAAAGUGGAAAAAAAAAUCAAUUAAAAACUGCUAUACAAUUGUAUAAAAAAACAACAACACACAAAAUUAUAAACAAAUUUGGGCAAAAAAUUUAAACAACAAAUUGCAGACAAAAUAAAAUCCCAUAAACAAUUAACAAAAAAAAAAAAAUAAUAAUAAUAAACUAUAUAAGAGAAAUAAAAAACACAAUACUAGCACAAAUUUUUAUUGUAUAACAAAAAACAACAAAAUAUGAAAAAAUAGCUUGUAAAUAACACCAAAAACAAACUAAAUUAAUCUUCUAAACUUACUCUAUAUUUAUUGUAUUUAUACUAAAAAAAUAUUUAUAUAUAAAUAACAGCAACAAUAAUAAUAAAUAUUUACAAAUUUAAAUAUUUAUUUCCAUACUUUUCAACAUUUGAACAAAAUAUCACUAUUUUUCACACAUAUUUCAAUCAUUCACACCACAACAACUUUCAUACAUACAUAGAUACCAGCUCACAGAUACAUUACACAACUACCUAAAUAAUGCAAACAAAAAAAAAAAACAUACAAAUAUUUAUGGUUAAAUAAAUUUUGAAACAAAAAAAAAAAAAA
Molecule: messenger RNA, 5369 nt
Organism: Lucilia sericata (common green bottle fly)
Lineage: Eukaryota; Metazoa; Arthropoda; Insecta; Diptera; Calliphoridae
Product: frequenin-1
Exons: 8
Coding region: 1060-1623 (187 amino acids)
Molecular function (GO): calcium sensitive guanylate cyclase activator activity; calcium ion binding
Source: RefSeq, a predicted model, not a curated record